CUCAGACCUCCUCCAACUCACCCAUUGCUCCUUCCAUCUCUCUCUCUCGUUUUUAGUUUCCGACCCACAAGAGCCAACAGCGAAGGGUUGAGAUCAGGACCCAAUGGCCGAGUUUGGGAGCUGUGUCCGUAUCACUCGUGCUUCCUCAAAGAGAGUUGCGGCAUCCGCCAUGUCCGAUGACCAAUCCACCAAUAAAAAGCGGGUGGUUCUCGGUGAGCUUCCCAACAUUCAGAAUGCUACUGGAUCAGCGGCACAGAAGAGGAAGGCCACGUCCCAGAUCACAAAAUGCAAGCCUAAGAAGAGAACUAAGAUCGCUGCUGCUCCAAUGAUCAAGACGACUGUCGUUGUGGAAGAUAAUGAUCCCAAGUUGACCGUUGAUGAUAUUUUGGACGACCCAGAAAUGAAGGGGCCUUAUUCCUCCGAUAUUUAUGCUUAUCUUCGCAAAAUGGAGGCGGAACCAAUAAGAAGGCCGAUACCAAAUUACUUAGAGAAGAUUCAGACGGACAUAAGUGCUAAUAUGAGAGGGGUUUUGGUUGAUUGGAUGGUUGAGGUUGCCGAGGAGUACAAGCUCGGCUCCGAUACUCUGUAUCUAUCCAUCUCUUACAUUGACAGGUUCCUAUCAAUGAACAUAAUCAAUAGGCAAAGACUUCAAUUGCUGGGGGUUUCUUCAAUGCUCAUUGCAUCGAAAUAUGAAGAGAUCACCCCUCCACAUGUGGAAGAUUUCUGCUACAUAACAGAUAAUACUUACAGAAGGGAUGAGGUUGUGAAGAUGGAGGCUGAUAUACUCAAAUCUUUGAACUUUGAAAUGGGAAAUCCUACUGCCAAGACAUUCUUAAGGAGGUUCACUAAUAUUGCACAAGAAGAUUUCAAAAUACCCAAUCUGCAUUUGGAAUUUCUGGGUCAUUACCUUGCUGAGCUAAGCUUAUUGGACUAUAACUUUGUAAAGUUCUUGCCUUCUUUGAUUGCUGCUUCAGUUGUAUUUCUUGCAAAAUUCAUCAUCCGGCCGAAGCAGCAUCCUUGGGGUCCGAACUUGCAACAAUACACAGGCUACAGGCCAGCUGAUCUAAGGCCAUGUGUGCUUCUAUUACACGAUUUGUACAUGGCAAGAAGAGGGGGAUCUCUGAUAGCUGUGAGAGAAAAAUACAAGCAACAAAGGUUCAAGAGUGUGGCAAUGAUGCCUUCACCCCCUGAGAUACCGUUUGCCUAUUUCGAAGAAGCUUAAACCAGAGCAAGGAUCUUUGAUACAUUUUAGUUGCUAAUUGAAGGCAUGAUUCUGACCCUCUGCUGAUAGAUGGAAAGAAAUUUUGGGAAUAUGGGAAUAUGGUUUCAGCUCUUAACCAGAUUGGUGAUUUUGGUGCGUCGAGGAUUAGGACCCAUAUUGUUAAUAUUAGUUGAAAGAUGUUUCUGAUUUAGACCAGUUGGGCAUUUUGUAGUUGCACUCCAUUUUACCUGUAAAUUGGAGGUUUCUUCCAUACUAAUAACAGUAAAGAAUGCAUCCAUGGCAUUCUAUUUUUAUUUCGAACAA
This is a messenger RNA of Cucurbita moschata (crookneck pumpkin), 1525 nucleotides long. RefSeq names its product putative cyclin-A3-1. Gene Ontology annotation, cellular component: cytoplasm; cyclin-dependent protein kinase holoenzyme complex; nucleus. Gene Ontology annotation, biological process: mitotic cell cycle phase transition; regulation of cyclin-dependent protein serine/threonine kinase activity. Lineage: Eukaryota; Viridiplantae; Streptophyta; Magnoliopsida; Cucurbitales; Cucurbitaceae. The transcript has 8 exons. Gene Ontology annotation, molecular function: cyclin-dependent protein serine/threonine kinase regulator activity. The record is from RefSeq and is a predicted model, not a curated record. Bases 104 to 1222 code for a protein of 372 amino acids.